Xyrauchen texanus (razorback sucker) is the source of this 1108-nucleotide messenger RNA. Its product is annotated as granzyme B-like. The coding region runs from base 1 to 777 and encodes 258 amino acids. The transcript is spliced from 5 exons. Gene Ontology annotation, biological process: proteolysis. The record is from RefSeq and is a predicted model, not a curated record. Gene Ontology annotation, molecular function: serine-type endopeptidase activity. Lineage: Eukaryota; Metazoa; Chordata; Actinopteri; Cypriniformes; Catostomidae.
AUGUGUCUUUACAUUUUUCUUCACUUUCUUGGCAUUUAUACGGCUGUUGCGAUGGAGAGUGGUAUUAUAGGAGGAAAAGAGGCUAAACCUCAUUCCAGGCCAUACAUGGCAUCAGUUCAGCAGAAUCAAGGACACAUAUGUGGAGGGAUGCUGAUUAGACAUGAUUAUGUACUGACAUCAGCACACUGUUUCAAUCGUAGAGAUUUCUCUGGUCAGAACCACUUUGAAGUUCUUCUGGGAGCACAUAAUAUCAACAAACAGGAGAAGAGCCAACAGAGAAUCCAAGUAGUGAAAUACAUUCGCCACCCUAUGUUUGAACAGAACAAAGACGACUACAGCUAUGAUAUCAUGUUACUUAAGCUGAAGACCAAAGCCAAGCUGAAUACAUUUGUAAAAAUGAUGGAUCUUCCUACAAAAAAUGAGAAAACACCAGCAAAUGUGAAAUGCUCCAUUGCUGGCUGGGGCUUGAAAAAACAAAAUGAAAAACAUCCAACAAGUCUACUGCAGGAAGUCUCUCUCAAACUGCAGGAGAAUUCGAAAUGUAAAGAAAAGUGGCAGAACCACUUUAACUCUGAGAGAAUGAUCUGUAGUGUUUCAGAUGGGAAACAUGCUUUUUGUCAGGGUGAUUCAGGAAGUCCUCUUUUCUGCAAUAACAAACCGCAAGGAAUUGCUUCAUAUACCUAUCCAGGAAACUGUACAUUUAGAGAGUAUCCUGAAGUCUACGUAAAAAUCUCCUUCUUCCUCCCCUGGAUUAAAAAGAUGAUUGGUAAAAAUUAAAUAUAUGAUUGAUUUGAUUUCUUAUAAGUAAUAAAUACAUUUUAACCACUUAAAACAUAUUUUAGGACUAAAAGGUUUCAUUUAAAAUGAUGUACACUCACAUGAGAGUCCAAUUCUCUCUCUAUCUAUCUCUCUCACUCACUCUCUUCAUGAUGUUUCCUCUCAUAGUGGCCUGGCCGCCAUGUUGAGAUCACAUGACUGAAUUUUACUCACUUUAUCUCAGUAUCCCCCUAUCUGACACUUUAAAUUAAUCUGUGAACAGGGUAUUUCUGCAAUGUCAUCUUUACUUAAACAGCCUCUGCGUGAUGCUGAAUUCACAUCGAAAGAUGCU